AAAUCAUUUGAACUGUAGCUUGGAAGAUCAAGCAAACAUGUUCUAAACAGCUUCGAUAACUCGCGCUAAACCCUAGUUCCUACAGCCGGCUUGUACGCUGCAGAGGGGAAAUACGAGAUGUGCGGCAGGGUCCGCUGCACCCUCAGCCCGUCCCAGGCCGCCAGGGCUUUCGGCUUCCCGACCAGGACCUGUGCGGCAGGCAGUACGAUUGCUCGCGGCGGCGGCGGAGGAGACGUCAUCCCCACGGUGCCAACGCUCCAGAUGGACCGGUAUCGGCCGUCGUACAACGUUUCGCCGGGGGCAUACCUGCCGGUGGGAACCAUGCGGCCGUUGCCGGCAGGGUGUGAUGGUGGAGGGGGCGUCGACAGGGAGGUGCCGGUAAUCCAGUGCAUGAAGUGGGGACUUGUGCCCAGCUUCACCGGCAAGAACGAGAAACCAGAUCAUUUCAGGAUAUUCAAUGCACGGUCAGAGUCUAUAAAAGAAAAGGCAUCCUUUCGGCGACUUAUAUCAUAUAAUAGGUGUCUUGUGGCAGUAGAAGGUUUCUACGAAUGGAAAAAGGAUGGGUCAAAAAAGGUGCCAUAUUACAUUCAUUUCCAAGAUCAGAAGCCCCUUGUGUUUGCUGCUCUCUUUGACACUUCUACAAACUCGGAAGGAGAGACCAUCAAUACAUUUACUAUUUUGACUACUCGAGCUUCAACUUCUCUGAAAUGGCUCCAUGACAGAAUGCCAGUAAUCUUGGGUGACGAAUACUCCAUCAAUACUUGGUUGAACAGUGCAUCUUUGAAACUUGAAGAAAUUACAGUACCCUAUGAAGGAGCAGAUCUUGUUUGGUAUCCUGUGACAGCUGCAAUAGGCAAAACAUCUUUUGAUGGGCCUGAGUGCAUGAAAGAGUAUUCAUGUGAUAAUCAACUGCAGCUGGUAGGGGCAUUGAGCCAGGAGACUAAGGCCCAACCCAAGGUACAAAUGAGACCCAAUGAAAAUCCAAUCUCGACAUUCUUUGCGAGGAAACCAGUGAAACUGGAGAAGAUAGAUCAGGAUUUCGCAGAAACAAAAGCCCUUCGAGCUGCAAAAGAAGAAUGCUAUGAAACAGCAGAAAACCAACUGGAGAAAACGUACCAGGCUCAGAUGGAAGAGAAGCAAGAUGCUUCUACUAUAGUAGAUCAACCCAUCACUUUGGAACAUGAUGUUGAGAAGGCUGAAACCAUGAAGCAUGACGACCUUAUAUUUAAAGCAACACGGAAACAGGAUGCUUUAUGCUUGAAGAGGAAGAUCGAGGAUGCUGAAGUUCAUUCGGACAGAGUGAUCGGGAACAGUGCCAGGUCUCCUGUUAACCAUGUGAAAAAGAAGGAAAAAAGCUCCAAAUCUGUUUUGGUUGGACAAGCAUCACUGCUUUCGUAUUUUACAAAGUAGUUUUUCACGUAAUGUACCUUCGGAAGGACAUCACCUUACCGAGCAGCUAUCUUCAGUGUCAAGUAGAGUUUCAAAUCUUUUGCUAAUGAUGUAGCCAAGUAUAGAAAUGUUCACUUUUAGCUUGUUCUGUUACGCACUUUCCGGGUGCAGAAUGCGGAUACUUGUUGAAAAAUUGGCAUUGAUA
Messenger RNA from Oryza brachyantha (malo sina), 1594 nucleotides. RefSeq names its product abasic site processing protein HMCES. The transcript has 9 exons. The coding region runs from base 118 to 1410 and encodes 430 amino acids. Lineage: Eukaryota; Viridiplantae; Streptophyta; Magnoliopsida; Poales; Poaceae. Gene Ontology annotation, molecular function: single-stranded DNA binding. Gene Ontology annotation, biological process: DNA damage response. The record is from RefSeq and is a predicted model, not a curated record.